AAAGAUAUUGAUUUAAUAGUUCACUUAUGGUCUAACCAAUAAUAAUAAUUACGAAUAUAUGGCGUAUAAUAAACAAGUAUACGUAUAAAAUGCUUAGUCAACGUGGUCAACGCGUCAGUCAUGUCGAUGGUUCGUUGAGCUAAUUAACGGAGCGCGGGAGAGUGAGAAGCGCGAGAAAACGACGGAAGCUCCCGCCAUCAAUAGAGGAGACGAAGAAGUGCUUCUUCUUCCUCCCUCUCUCCCUCUCCCUUCCAAGAGAGAGAGAGGGGAAGGGAGGAGGAGCCGAAGGAGUGGAGCGAGGCAGCAGAUGGGGAACUGCUGCUCCGCCCAAUUAUCCAAAGCAGCCUUCCAAAAGUCCGGCGAUCUCCGUUGCCUCUCGGCCAUCUCCAUCUACGAGUAUGACAAAAACGGUGUCUACCACACCCGCUCGUCCAUCUCCUCCGAGUCCCGCCCUCCGAUCUCCGUCCUCGACGAGCCCAAGCCCCGCGGCGACCUCCUCCGGCGGUACCACCUGGGGGAGGAGCUCGGCCGCGGCGAGUUCGGUGUGACGCGGCGCUGCACGGACGCGGCCACGGGGGAGGCGCUCGCCUGCAAGUCUAUCGCGAAGCAGAGGCUUCGGAGCAGCGUCGACGUGGAGGACGUCCGGCGCGAGGUGCAGAUCAUGCGCGGCCUGCCGGAGCACCCCAACGUGGUCCGGCUGCGGGACGUGUUCGAGGACCACGAGGCCGUGCACCUCGUCAUGGAGAUCUGCGAGGGCGGCGAGCUCUUCGACCAGAUCGUGGCCAGAGGGCACUACACCGAGCGCGCCGCGGCCACCGUCAUGCGCACCAUCAUGGAGGUCGUUCAGCAUUGCCAUAUGAAUGGGGUAAUUCAUCGUGACUUGAAGCCGGAGAACUUCCUCUUUGCAGAUUCUUCAGAAACUUCUCCUCUGAAAGUUAUUGACUUUGGCCUCUCUGUAGACUUCAAGCCUGGUUCAGGUGAGAUCUUCAGUGAAAUUGUUGGAAGUCCAUACUACAUGGCCCCAGAAAUCUUGAAGAGAUACUAUGGACAAGAAGUGGACAUAUGGAGUGCUGGAGUUAUUCUCUACAUAUUACUUUGUGGAGUCCCUCCCUUUUGGGCAGAGACUGAUGAAGGAAUUGCAAAGGCAAUUAUUAGAUCAGUUAUUGAUUUUGAAAGGGAGCCAUGGCCUAAAAUAUCGGAGAAUGCAAAGGAUCUUGUGAGAUGCAUGCUCGAUCCCAAUCCCCAUACUCGGUUCACGGCUCAGAAAGUUCUUGAACACCCUUGGCUGCAGAAUACUAGUACAGUUCCCAACAUUCCACUUGGUGAAGCUGUCAGAUCAAGGCUUAAGCAGUAUUCAGUCAUGAACAAGUUUAAGAAGAAAGCCAUGCUGGUGGUCACUGAACACCUGCCUGUGGAAGAGAUAGCUGCCAUCAAGCAGAUGUUCCACACGAUGGAUACUGAGCAGAAUGGGACCUUGACAUUGGAGGCACUCAAGAAGGGCCUCGACUUAAUUGGUUACCGAAUCCAAGAUUUAGAUGUCCAGAUGUUGAUGGAAGCAGCAGAUAUUGAUGGAAAUGGUACAGUGAAUUGCGAGGAGUUCGUUACUGUCACUGUUCACCUGAAAAGGAUUGAUAGUGAGGAGCACCUUCCGAAAGCCUUCAACUAUUUCGACAAGAACCAGAGCGGAUACAUCGAGAUUGAUGAGCUGAGAGAAGCCAUAGGAGGACUUGAACUGAGUGAGCAAGUGAUCUUGGAUAUCAUCUCAGACAUCGACAAGGACAAGGAUGGCCGUAUAAGCUAUGAAGAAUUUGAGAUGAUGAUGAAGGCUGGAACAGAUUGGAGGAAUGGCUCACGACAGUACUCGCGAGCAAUGUUCAACAGCCUCAGUCACAAGAUGUUCAAAGAUGGAUCUUUGAAGGAACACACAUGAGGUCACCUGCAUGGAUCAUGAUAAGUAGAACUUGCCAAGUCUCUGACCAAUCUUUUGUCUUCUUCUUCUUCUUCUUCCCAUUUUGUCCAUUACCACACUUCGGAUGCUUACAGUAUCCUCAUAGAUUGAGCCUAGUGAAUUAACUCAUUUCUAAUGGAGAUGGCUUAUCGGAAACUGUACGACCGUGAGACCACAAGAAUCUUCUUUCUCACAUUCAUCUGUAAUUGAAAACAAAAUCAAAUAAAAUUCUGCUGCAAUGAGUGUCAGAAAUCUCUGUAAUUAUAGAUCUGUUCGACAUGUAUGUGUAAAUGAGGAGAUCAACACCAACUUUGGAUGAUAUUGAUAGAAGAUAAGAUUUUCCUAACUAUAUGAGGAAAUUUCUCUAUUCUGUUGAGGAAAAUCCUCUAUUCUGUUAGGGAAAUCCUCCCUCCUAAUUUGUAUAAAUAGGAGAGGGAACAUGUUAAUAUAUUCAAGCUAAAGCUAAAGUUUCUCUACUUCAAUAAAGCUUCAUUCAAUAUUUGUUCUUAUCUUCUAUUAUUUCUAUCAUGGUAUCAGAGCCGCUUGCCUAGAGCAAGCUCUUAUCUCGCUGUCAAUUCAUCAUUGGUGUUGCCACUCUACGCCAACGUCCGUUCCCUUCCGCUACGGCAUCUCUAGUGCUGCUCAUUAGCACUGCCCCACCUUUCUUCCUCGUUGUAGCUAUUUUCCUUCCUCUUCUGCUACAGCUUCCUCUUUUGCUACAGCUUUCUCCUCUGUUGCAGUUUCCUCCUUUGCUGUAGUAGCAUCACUGCAACAUUGCUGUAGAUUUCUUCUCUAACGUCGCAGCCGUCGUAAUCGCAACCACGACCAACGUCGUUGAGAAAAGCGAAGCUUCGCUCUUGCCUUCGGCCAGCGACCAACGUCGCUGAGAAAAGUGAAGCUUCAUCCUUCGGCCAGCGACCAACGUCGUUGCAUUCCUAAGAGGCUCCGUGGUCAAUCCUCAUCUUCCUCACCGCGGUAGUCUUCGCUGAUCUGUCAACAUUCGACAGACUUAAGGAGAAUGAAAGGAACGCCUGUGCCAUCACAGCAACAGCAAUCGUAACAACAGCAGCAGCGAUCUACACUUAUCUUACUCAUGAAGCCUCUCGCUUGUAAACAAUUCUUUGCAUCGAUCCAAGAUUGGUAUCCUUGUCAGGAGCACCAUCUUGCGGGGGCAUGAUAGAAGAUAAGAUUUUCCUAAUUAUAUGAGGAAAUUUCUCUAUUCUGUUGAGGAAAAUCCUCUAUUCUGUUAGGGAAAUCCUCAUACAAAUUAGGAGAGGGAACAUGUUAAUAGAUUCAAUCUAAAGCUAAAGUUUCUCUACUUCAAUAAAGCUUCAUUCAAUAUUUGUUCUUAUCUUCUAUUAUUUCUAUCAGAUAUCAUACGUCUGGAUUAUG
Molecule: messenger RNA, 3340 nt
Organism: Musa acuminata AAA Group (dessert banana)
Lineage: Eukaryota; Viridiplantae; Streptophyta; Magnoliopsida; Zingiberales; Musaceae
Product: calcium-dependent protein kinase 29-like
Exons: 8
Coding region: 308-1930 (540 amino acids)
Biological process (GO): protein autophosphorylation; intracellular signal transduction; peptidyl-serine phosphorylation
Cellular component (GO): plasma membrane; cytoplasm; nucleus
Molecular function (GO): calcium/calmodulin-dependent protein kinase activity; calmodulin binding; calcium ion binding
Source: RefSeq, a predicted model, not a curated record